Messenger RNA from Lucilia cuprina (Australian sheep blowfly), 5211 nucleotides. RefSeq lists its product as uncharacterized. Lineage: Eukaryota; Metazoa; Arthropoda; Insecta; Diptera; Calliphoridae. Gene Ontology annotation, biological process: meiotic chromosome condensation; mitotic chromosome condensation. The transcript has 10 exons. The record is from RefSeq and is a predicted model, not a curated record. Gene Ontology annotation, cellular component: condensed chromosome, centromeric region. Gene Ontology annotation, molecular function: histone binding. The coding region runs from base 82 to 4041 and encodes 1319 amino acids.
UUUACAUUUAUUUCCCUGCAUUUGUUGCACCGGUUGAAUUACAGCGCGUUCUUUAAAUUAAAACGAAAGAAAAACAAAAACAUGAGUGAAUUAAUAAAAAUAUUUAAAAAGUUAAAUGAAUACUUUGUAGUGAAUUUAGUGUGGGAGGAAAUCGAAGAAAUGAUAGAAAAUGUACAACAAAAUAAAGCAACGCCACACAACAACACAGAGGGACAACUUAACGAAGCAAUGCUGAAAUUUAUUGGCAUUCCUUUGGUGCAACGUGCAGCAUUAGAUGAUCAAAUUGUCUCUACUCUGAUGGAAUUAUGUGCCACAUUACGUAGUUUACGCAGCGAAAGCGAAUCUAGUUAUGACAACACUUUCGACUGUUGGGAUCAAGUUGUUAAGGUAGCUUCCAGAGAUGGUUAUUUGGCUUUCAUCUAUACCUUGGCAGCAUUAAUACAAGUGGAUGGCACAUCGCAAGUUUACAUAAAACUUUCAAUAUUGGCAGUUAAUGCAUAUUUUCUAUCACUUACCAUACCGGGCGCCAAGGGCUUUCAUAUAUUCGAAGAGGAAAUCAUAAAACAUUGUGUACAGGUGUUUACCUUAAUAGAACGUAUACAGAAUCCAAAUGUUUUAUCGCGUAUGUCUCGCAAUGAACCCAUACAAAUAUGGUUACAAUUUACGACAUUGUGUGAUGAUUUGAAAUUGGUGCUACGUUAUGUCCACUUCAGCGAUCACAAGGAAGCAAGAGAUGUAAUAUUAAAGAAAUUGAUUGAUAUACAGUAUUUAAAUCAUGAAAGGGGGUAUGCUAAUACGUAUGCUGCUAACUUGCAUUUAAAAUGUUUUGAAAUAUACGAAGAAAUGAUCAAUGCCCACAAUGGGGAUCCUGAACAGACUCUCAUGAAACUUAUGAAUAUGACCGUCUUCCUUCAUACAUAUCCAGCUAAACCGAAAUCGAACAAUCAAACAAAUAUUAAUUCCGAUUGUGAACACAUCUCCGACUGGUUUAUCAAAUCGAUAUCUAAAUACCCACGUUUAUUGGUGAAAGUUUUAAAGUUCUAUAUUGAAUGUAUUGUAACAAAUCCUCUUAGAACAUGGAAAAAUGAACAAACACAAAAGGCUUUAGAAUAUGCCGCUAAAUAUGAUGCUGCUUUAUUUACAAAAUGUAAUGAAUCAUGUGUGGAGUUCCUAUGCGAGGCUGUAUAUGCCGACGAGGUAAUGAUAAGAUCUCGAGCUAUAGAUUUAAUGUCGAAAAUUUUACAAUUAGAAUCCCAGGUGGAUUGGCAAAUGUUUCGUCAUGAAGUUUCAGCUAUACCACGUGAAAUACAUUUAAUUAAAGAACUUAUAGAUAGUUUGCGAGAUCAAAAUAAUAAUAUUAAAUUGAAAUCGGUGCAAGCUUUACAUAUGGCUUUGACUAAAGGUUCACCUAAUACGCGUAAAAUUUUAACCGAAUGCCUAAAGUAUGCACAAUUUUGUGAUACAAAUGUUCAACUACCGGAUGAACCUAGAGUGCGUAAAAAUGAAAUACGUUAUGAAAAACCGAAUAGACAAAAAGCUGAAUACACUUUUGAGGGUCAUGGUAUAAUCGAAUUGGCUUUUCUUAAUUUACCAUCUAAUAUUUUUACACAAAUUUAUCAAAGUCCUUUAUCGUAUAUACGAAGGGCUGGUAUUAUGUUUAUGGAACAGUUGGUUAAAUUAAAUCCUUUAAUAAUAUUUAAUACAAAUUUUGUACAGGAAACAUCUCGUUUGGUAGAGGAACCUACGGCCUUAGUGCGUAAACAAACUUUAUUGUCAGUUGAUGCUAUUUUAGAAUCCUAUCCCAAUUGUUAUCCAGUUAUAUGGAUUUGGUGUAAAGUUAUUACACCCAUGUUACAUGAUGGUGAUACCAAAAAUAUAGAAGUGGCUAUGGAGUGCUUUCGUAACAGGGUCUUAAUGAAUAUGAAAAGUAUUGAAGAAACCAAUAAAGCUGAACAUUUUAUGCCUUGGGUUAUAAUACGAACUUUACUAUCCACUCAAUCACGGUUUUAUUUGCAAAAUUGUUUUCAUUUGGCUUUACAACAACGUAUAAUAAGUUCCCAAAUCGUUGGUAUAAUUGAAUCUCAUUUGCUGACCUCAAAUUCCACCGAAGCUUGGAUUGUUUUAAAUUUUAUCUGUGACAAAGUCAAGAUUAAAGAACCAGAUGCAUUAAUCCAUCAUUUCAUAACAUUGGAAUCGUGGAAUAAAGAACAAAACAUGCUGAUAGCUCUAGAAGUUCUAGCCACUUGUAUUAAAGAUUUUUCUCAUACUGCCCUCAAUCAUGCCUUUACCCAUUUACUCACCCAACUUAAAGAGGGCAAAAUGUUGCCCAUAAUUAUAGGUAAAGCAUUCGAUUUUCUACUACUCAUCGAUAAUCGAUCACAAAAUACCGGAAAAACAAAAACCGGUCAAACUCAUCAUAAUCAAGAGCCAGAAAUCGUUUGGUUAACUGAAUUACAUCAACAUUUAGAAUAUGAAAUAUUAACUGGUAUUCAAAACUUUCCCGAAAAUCGUAAUACUUUUAUGUCUCAUCUAUAUGCCUACUCAGAGGUUAAUUUACAAACUCGCCUUCGACCUCAUCAAACUAUCAUCUCGUUUAUACAUAAAUACAUGAACGAAUGCAGCAAAAUUAAAGAAACUGAAAUGCAUUUAGAAAAUGAAAGACUUUUCAAUUCGAUGAUUUUAAUUGCUGGUCGUUUAGCUUUAAGAGAUGGUUGUGUAGCCUCCACGACAUGUGCUUUAUAUGCUAAUAUUUUAAAUAGCUAUGACCGUCCACCUAUAGUGAAUACUAUUAUAGUGGCCUUAACAGAUUUGUGUAAAAAACAUACUCAAAUUGUUGAACGUAUAGUGGGUAGAGUGUUGCGCAAACUAAAGUCACCCUAUGAAGUAAAUCGCAUGGAAACUUUUAAAUGUUUUGAAAAACUUGUACUGCAGGAUCAGUUAAAACUAAGAGGUUCUUUGCUUCUAGCCUUAUUGGCUACUUUACUGGAUGAAAGUGAAGAUAUAGCUGCUAGAGCGGGAGACUUUUUUGCUGAAUUUUUGGCAAAGAAAAAUUCAGCUUUAUUUCAAAAAUGUCUUAUUGAGUGUCCUUUCGUUUUCAAUGAAUAUAAGAAUUUUGAUGGUUUAGAUAGCUUCCAGGAGGCUUUUAUAAAAUCACCUUUGAAAGGCGAAAAUCAACGUAAAUACCGUCAACAGUUGUAUAGUCAUCUAAUGACUGAUAUGGAUGAUAUAAAUAUGAUAUUGUAUUUUGGACAAUUGAAACUAAUAGCGGAAAAAUCUAAAAACGAUCCUUUAAUAAAAACUCCUGAAGGUAUAGCCCUUGUUAAAGAUGUUUUAUACAUACUCAAGAAAGUAUGUCAACUAACUAAGGAGCAAAAAUUGAAUACAGAAAAUAGUGAAACAGAAAAACCCGAAGAUGAUGCUUUAGCUGAAAUCAAUGAAUUAACCGAAGUCAAUGCAGAAGGUAACAAUAAAGGUGCAACAAAUAAAACGCCUUCAGGCACGGGAGUUGGUAGAGGCAAGCGAAAACGAGAAGUAACAAUGCCUGAAGCGCUUACACUUCUAGAAAAAUCUUUAAUAUUUAUACCCACCAUUUAUAAAAAUAUCCAUAGUUAUGAUAAUAGCAUAGACAAAUCAUUCGAUGAUUUAUGUAAGGCCUUAGCUAAACGUUUUACUAACCUAGUAGACUAUGCCCAACCAGCUGAAUUUUGGAAUAAAUAUCGUACUUCCAAAGUAGCAAAUAAUAGUAAAGGUAAAAAACCCACCAAAAGAAAAACGCCCAAGAAAAAGAAACGUAAAGCACAAACAGAUACCGACGAUGAUGAAGAUGACGAUGCUGAGGAUGAUAAUGAAGAAGAUGAUAACGAUUACGAAAAUGAAAAUGAAGUAUGCGAAGAAGAGAAGACUAAGAAUAAAAAGUAUAGCAACAGUUCCGAUUCGAAUGAAGACGAAGAGGAUAAUGAACCCCUAAUAAAAAGACCCAAAAAGAAGGCUGUUAUUUCUACUGAACUAUCAAUGGAUUAUAUAUUUAAACCGAAUAUUUGAAAUACAAUUUUUCACUGUACCACUGUGCUUCUUUUAAUCAUAUUGAAAUUCACACUAACUAUAAGACAACUGGCAACUUUAAAAAUAAAACAUCCGGCAAUACCUAAAACUUGUCACUUUUCAACGAAUAAAGAAAAGAACAAAAACAACGAGUAACGAAUGUCUAAUUUCAUAUUUCACUUUGCGAAAAUUGUUACAUUACUUUUGUGGUGUUGUUCGUGGUCGUACUUGUUCCUCGCUUUGCAAAUAACAUACAUAUUUGAAUAAAAGUAAGUAAUAAAUAUUAGAAAAAAAAAAUAAUUAAUAAUACAAAUAAAAGAAUGAACAAAUAGCAAUAAAGUGUGAAUUUUUUUUUAAGAAAAACAAUUGCAAACUUUUUUUUUAACUUUACAAAUCUAAAGCAAAAAAUAAAAUGAAAAAUUAACAAAGUGAUUUCAUAACCUAGAAAAAAUCGACAAUCGAAAAAAAGCCAGCAGCAGAAAAAAAUGUGAUGUGUGUAUCGAGUGUUAAUGUGUGUGAGAGUGUGUAUAAGCUUUGCAGAUGAAAAUUUAUGAGAAAAAAAAACGAAGAAAUUUUAAAGAAAAUUUUUCCCUAAAGUGGAAAAGUUAUAAGAAAAAUCAUAACAUUUAGUCUAAAGAAAUCAUAUCAAUCAUAAAAUUAUCGUAAUUUAAUGAUGUUAAUUUAUGUUAAGACAACAAUUAAAGUUUUAAUUAUAAAUUUAUCUACAAUAUUCUAUUAGAUAGCUGCCGGAACAUUGUUAAACGCAUGUUAGCCGGUCAAUCACUUUAAUACCAAAAAAAUAUAGUAGUACUGCCUAGCGCUCUGCUAGCUGCGCUGUCUGCGUAUACCUCUGCCUUUUUAAAUUAAAAAAGAAAAAAAAACUAAAGAGACUUGUUCAUUGCGCCAAUUACGUAACAGUCGUUUUUCACUUUUUAUAUUACACAGAAAAGGAAAAUUAAUUUUCUUCUUAUUUGCUUUAUUUUCGAAUUUGAAAUGUUUUUUAUUUUAUUUAUUUAUUUAUUUAUUUAUUUAUUUAUUUAUUCAAAAACAAUGGCCGUAAGCCGAUAGGGCCUAAUUGGCUAGUCUACAAUUAAAUAUACUUAUAAUACAAAAAUAUUAUUGGUACAUUAUUUAGUAAGAAAAUAUAACAUAUAUUUAUAAUUUUUUUAA